This is a messenger RNA of Passer domesticus (house sparrow), 3819 nucleotides long. It is a transcript of the gene PISD, whose product is annotated as phosphatidylserine decarboxylase. The record is from RefSeq and is a predicted model, not a curated record. The transcript has 7 exons. Gene Ontology annotation, cellular component: mitochondrion. Gene Ontology annotation, molecular function: phosphatidylserine decarboxylase activity. Lineage: Eukaryota; Metazoa; Chordata; Aves; Passeriformes; Passeridae. The coding region runs from base 1 to 1272 and encodes 423 amino acids. Gene Ontology annotation, biological process: phosphatidylethanolamine biosynthetic process.
AUGGUGAGAUGCUACAAAGCUUUAUCUAACCCUCCACCCUCUUGCUACAACCUCCGCAAAGUUAAAAUUCAUGUCCGGAGGCUGCGUUCAGGGAACGGCGGCAGCAGCAGCUGUGCCGGGGACCAGCACCCACAGCUGGAGAGUCCAGGCCCAGCUGGCUCUGCUGCUGGGACACCAAGUAGGAGAACCCGUUUCAGGUUGCAAUUCCCCCAGCUGGCCCUGAGGCGAAGGUUGGGCCAGCUGAGCUGUAUGUCUAGGCCUGCUCUGAAACUCCGUUCUUGGCCUCUGACUAUUCUCUAUUACCUUCUGCCUUUCGGUGCUCUUAAACCCUUGACCAGAGUGGGAUGGAGGCCUAUGAGCAGGGUUGCCCUGUACAAGUCGGUGCCAACGCGGCUGCUGUCCCGAGCCUGGGGUCGCCUGAACCAGGUGGAGCUGCCCACGUGGCUGCGGAAGCCGGUGUACAGCCUGUACAUCUGGACCUUCGGGGUGAACAUGAAGGAGGCAGCUGUGGAGGACCUGCAUCACUACAGGAACCUCAGCGAGUUCUUCCGCAGGAAGCUGAAGCCACAGGCGCGGCCCGUGUGCUGCGUGCACAGUGUGAUUAGUCCCUCUGAUGGAAAGAUCCUUAAUUUCGGACAGGUAAAAAAUUGUGAAGUGGAGCAAGUAAAAGGGGUUACUUAUUCUCUGGAAUCUUUCUUGGGACCUCGCAUCUCCACAGAGGAAAUGCAUUUUAGCCAGGCCCCACCUGACAACUCUUUUCAGAAACAACUGGUCACAAAGGAGGGGAAUGAGCUCUACCACUGUGUAAUUUACCUUGCACCAGGGGAUUAUCACUGCUUCCACUCGCCCACCGACUGGACAGUGUCCCACCGACGGCAUUUCCCAGGUUCUCUGAUGUCUGUCAAUCCUGGAGUUGCUCGCUGGAUCAAGGAACUGUUCUGCCACAAUGAACGGGUUGUCCUUACAGGUGACUGGAAACAUGGCUUCUUCUCAUUAACAGCUGUAGGAGCAACAAACGUGGGCUCCAUCCGCAUCUACUUUGACCAGGACUUGCACACAAACAGUCCAAGUUACUCUAAAGGUUCCUACAAUGACUUCAGCUUCAUAUCCAACAACAACAAGGAGGGAAUCCCCAUGAGGAAAGGGGAACAUUUAGGGGAAUUUAACUUAGGCUCUACGAUCGUACUAAUCUUUGAGGCACCCAAGGACUUCAGAUUCAACCUCAAAGCUGGACAGAAAAUCCGCUUUGGAGAAGCACUGGGCUCUCUAUAGGAACUCUCUCAGCAAGAAGAUUUUCUAUAAAAAGGGACUCUUCACACCACUGUUUCACUUAUCAAGUUUGUAUCACUCAGCAGGACCUGGGUGAGGAGGAAGAUGUCACUGCUGCAUUAAACUUGAAAGUAUUUGGUCUACAUUUACCUGCUGCUGAAUGUAGAAACUGAAUUGAAUGAUCAUGGAUGUAUCGGGUACAGCUGCCUUUAAAGAUGUUGCCCAUGGUGGUUUCAGGCCCACCCUGUGCCUGUAGUCUUUCAUGUUCUCCCCUGAAUGUGCCACAGGAUAAUUAUGUUCUUAGAGCCUCUAAGUCCCUUUUAAGCCUUCCUAGGCAGGUGCAGUGGGAAAGGGUAGAGAUUACCUAUAUUUAAAGGGACACUGACAGGCUGAGUCAGACCUUGUACCUUCUAUCUACAGUAUCUGUUUUUCAGACCUUGAGUAAAGAAUAUAUUCUCAUCUUUAUUUUAUUCUAAGAAACUCCACCCAAUUGCUAGAUAAAAGCAGUCUCUCAAUUCACAGGUGGCCAAACAGUGAAAUUUGCUGGUGUGGCUUCAUGGCCCAAACAAAGCAAUAUGUUUAACAGUCAGUCAGUACAAUGAGUGACACUCAUCCCUCAUCCUGAGUUUUGUACUAUUAGACAACUUUAGUUCUUUUGUCUGACAUUGUCCCUUUAAAAAUGGGCUUUUGACUGUAUUUUAAACCUGAAAACAGUGUCUACAUUCCAGACAACAGAACUUGUCAUAUUGCGAUUUUCUUUCUUUCUUAUUUUUUUUAAAGACAGACAAAGCUCUGUGUCCUCUUCCUAAUCCAUUGUUUUGUUUGUUUUAUUUUGUUACUCCAGGCCUUAAAGUUUUUGUCUUUAUGAAAGACAGUUAACAUCAUCUCUUGGAUUAAGGAGUUAGAAGACACAGGGCAUAUUUUUGCUGGGUGAUGUGAUGGCAACUAAAGUAUGCUUUUUCUUUCUGCUAUGUAUCUUGUUACUUUAUCACUAAAUUAUUGAAGAAUUAGUUCCUCUGUUAAAGGACAGCUUCAGCUACUUCAGGACCAAUUUUUAUUGUAGAGAGUGAAAUGCCCUAUGCCUAUGCACUGACUGUGUUUAAAAUAUUUAUGGCUUUUUAAAGAAAUCCCAUGUUGCUUCCCAGGUACCAGUCUGGCCCUCCCUUGACUGGGCAACAACUUCAUCUUAUUCAAAAUACAAAACAAAAAACCACACUGGCUCUGACUUGUACCCUCAUACUUAAUGCUAGGAAUGUGCUGGGGGCUGAAAUCUGUGCUGUAAAAUUUUAAAGCCUCUUUGUGACUUCACAUCAAGAAGAGUUAAAAUCUAACACCUUGGAUCUACUGCAUGUGGCACUGAUAAAAACCACUGCCAGAGUGAAGAGGAAUUGAGUUUUAAAGCGAUGUAUACAUUGUUUGUUGAGAAUAAACUGUUUCAAGUCCCAGCACUCAAACACUUAGAACUGAUUUUGCUAUCCAGAGCUUGUUGGAGUGGACACACUUAUGAAACCUGCCUUUGUGCUUUCUGAAAGAUUUCUCCUAUUACUUCCUUGCUUGAGCUCUUUUCUGCUACUUCAAGGAGAUGAGAGGCUUUGACGAGCUCUGAUCUCCUAAAGAAACCCUUUUUUGUAUGCACUGCAGAAGACAGAAUAUAAUUUUGUUGUACAAAUGUCCAGUUUGCCAAGUCCUGUAUGCUUAGCUUGUCAUCGGCAAGGAAGGGACGAUAAACUGCCUCUAAGUGAUGCAUCCCAGGCAUGAGUCAGAUGAGGGUGGCUGUUUGGGUGACAAGCAGGAGAAAAUUCAUUUGGCUCCAGGAGUCAGUGUUUCCUCACUUUACACAGGGAGGAGUUUGAAAGCUUGAAGUGGCUCUCAGCCACCUAUCUUGUUAAAAUUCUUGGUAUUAGCAAGUUUACUCCUGCAGCAGUAUGGUAUCAGAUAAAAGUCUUUUUAAAUCUUUGAGAAUGAGAAAAGAUAAAGGCAAAUAUCAGCACCAAGAGGAUAAAGUUAGGUUCAGCUUUUUGAUUCAAUUUCAAUGUCAUGUUAACAAGAGAAAGCAAAUUUGUUCCAGUGGAUGAGAGAAAAAGACAACUGAAUAUUUUCUUUCUUUUCCACUGAGGUCUGUGACAUCCAGACAGAGCCAAAGGAAGUUUAAGCUUUAAUUUCUUCCUACUCAGCAGCAUCAUCUAUAGUAUGUGAAGGUAAAUAUUAGCCUAGUGAUGGAGGAUGAGUUGCUUGAUGUUUGCUUUAUUAGAAAUCUCAGAAGAGAGGAUUCAGCAUGCAAGUGGCUGUUGUUAUGAUGGUUUUAAUACUGUGCAGAGCAAGCUAAUAAACCAACAUUGCUUGUGAUGCAGGGGCCAGCAAUGCACCCCAGGAGUGAAAAAGUUCCUCGAGGGUACUGAUAAUGCUGUGAAUUUCUCCUGCAUGGAGAAUCCGUUUAAUUCAACUGUAUCAGUAGCACGGUAUUUUUGUAUGUCAAAGUGUAUGACUUACUGACAUGAACUCAUUUAAUUGCAAACAUUUUGAAAUAAAGAGUCUUAUCUGUGUUGCUUA